Messenger RNA from Trichechus manatus latirostris (Florida manatee), 329 nucleotides. RefSeq names its product cytochrome c oxidase subunit 7B, mitochondrial-like. NCBI's taxonomy places the organism in Eukaryota, Metazoa, Chordata, Mammalia, Sirenia, Trichechidae. Gene Ontology annotation, biological process: mitochondrial electron transport, cytochrome c to oxygen. The transcript is spliced from 2 exons. The coding region runs from base 111 to 329 and encodes 72 amino acids. Gene Ontology annotation, cellular component: respiratory chain complex IV; mitochondrion. The record is from RefSeq and is a predicted model, not a curated record.
AAGAUUAAAGCAGAAAUUAGAUGUUGUUUUUCAGAGCUCUUUGCAAGGGUACCAGACGCGAAUUGCACCUAGCCAGCAGUUGCAGUUGCGGCAAUUCUAUUUACUUCUAAAUGAUGCUUCCCAUGGCCAAAAACUCACUACGUCAUCUUCAAGAUCGAACCAUGCAGCAAACAAUAGCGAGGCAGAGCCACCAGAAACGUGCACCUGAUUUCCAUGACAAAUAUGGUAAUGCUGUAUUAGCUAGUGGAGCUACAGUCUGUGUUGCUGUAUGGACAGGUACAGCAACACAAAUUGGAACAGAAUGGAACCUGUCCCCUAUGGGCAGAUAA